Messenger RNA from Cavia porcellus (domestic guinea pig), 1686 nucleotides. RefSeq names its product olfactory receptor 5M8-like. Gene Ontology annotation, molecular function: odorant binding; G protein-coupled receptor activity; olfactory receptor activity. The record is from RefSeq and is a predicted model, not a curated record. Lineage: Eukaryota; Metazoa; Chordata; Mammalia; Rodentia; Caviidae. The coding region runs from base 149 to 1084 and encodes 311 amino acids. Gene Ontology annotation, cellular component: membrane. The transcript is spliced from 2 exons. Gene Ontology annotation, biological process: G protein-coupled receptor signaling pathway; sensory perception of smell.
UUGCACUUGCUCUAAAGAUUAAACAAACACGAAGAAGAAACUAAAAUUUUCUGUCAUGUAUAUACUUGUUUCAUACACUAUUAGAUCUCUACAUACUUUUUAAUUUAAUCCUCAAGGAAAAUCCCUGGAACAACGUUUUAAGGCUAGGAUGCUGAGAAACUUCUCCAUGGUGACAGAGUUCGUCUUCUUGGGUCUGACUGAUCUCCGGGAAUUAGAGCUCCUCUGCUUCCUGGUGUUCCUGGCUGUUUAUGUGGUCACAGUGGUGGGAAACGGCGGCAUGGUCGUCCUCAUCCUGGUUACUGCCCGGCUCCACACACCCAUGUACUUCUUCCUCUGCCACUUAUCCCUCGUGGAUCUCUGCUUCUCCUCCAAUGUGACCCCGAAGAUGCUGGAAGUUUUCCUUUCAGACAGGAAAACCAUUUCCUACCCUGCCUGUCUGGCACAGUGUUACUUUUUCAUCUCCUUGGCGCACGUGGAGAUGUAUCUCCUGGCCGUGAUGGCCUUCGACAGGUACAUGGCCAUUGGGCGCCCACUGCUCUAUGGCAGCAAGAUGUCCAAGCACAUGUGCACGGCGCUCGUCCUGUGGCCUUACGUAUAUGGGGGGCUCACGGGCCUCAUGGAGACCAUGUGGACCUACAGCCUGGCCUUCUGUGGCCCCAAUGAAAUCAACCACUUCUACUGUGCUGACCCCCCUCUCAUUAAGCUGGCCUGCUCUGACACCUCCAAGAAGGAAAUGUCCAUGUUUGUCGUGGCCGGAUGCAACCUUUCCUUCUCUCUCUUCAUCAUUCUUCUUUCCUACCUUUAUAUUUUUCGUGCCAUCCUGAGGAUCCAUUCCACAGCAGGCAGACGCAAAGCCUUCUCCACCUGUGUCUCCCACAUGACAGCUGUCACCAUAUUCUAUGUGACACUCUUUGUCAUGUAUCUGAGGCCCCCAUCAGAGGAAUCCGUGGAGCAAGGGAAAACAGUGGCUGUAUUUUACACCACCGUGAUUCCCAUGUUAAACCCUAUGAUUUACAGCCUUAGAAAUAAAGAGGUGAAAGAAGCCUUGGUCAAUCAGCUUUCAAGGAAGAAAACAUUUUCCUAAAACAAGUCAUUUUUCUUUUCACCUCAAAUGUUUUUCUUGACAUGUUUUUUUAUUGGGGACAUGGCCUAGAUCCCCAAUCUUCCAAACAAGCGUAUGUGAAGGCUUAAGUGAGAAAAGUGGUGUGAUUUUUAGGGCUCCAGGAGGAUCAAAUCCCUCUGCAGAGUUUGAGACACUAUGGGCUGAGACAGGGAAUGUCUCUGGGCAGCCCGUAUUUAUGUAGUAUUCAAACAAGGAAAAGAUUAGAGUGAAAAAUGCAGGGAACCUAAGCAGGACUCUGGGAGGAUUCAAGGACCCCUCUAAGCAACAGACUAUGUUAAUUGAGGAGAACUGUCCUAGGAGAAAAUCUCCAGGUGAAUCCUUCUGCACGAGUUAAAUGCCUGCAGCCACAAUCUCCAUCCUGCAACUUGGGGUUGGAGCCAGGUGUCCUCAGCUGUGGCCUAUCUUGCCCCCUGAGGUACCUCCUUGUUCCCAGUUCAGCCAUGCCACAGCCCUGCAUGUGUAUUCAGCUUCAGUCUCCAACAGUUUUUUAACUAGGAGGACAGAACUGAUGAUGAAUGAGGAAGGUAGUACAACCCUAGACAAAACGAAGUUAUGUCUAAAAG